AUGGCUGGGCUAUUGUUGCAUGGAGGGGCAGCAUCAUUAGAAAAUUGGGAAAGGAAACGAGUGAAUGAGCAGGGGAGUGGGAGACUGACGGAUGAGAAAGGGAACAGGCUCGUGGGUGACUGGGAAGGAGAAACACAGCAAAAUCAAACAAUGUGGGGGCCCGGCGACCGCCUGCCGCCCUCCGCCGCGGGAACCGGCGUGCUGAGCGGCGACUUGCUGGCCAAGGAGGCGGCGUACAAGCGACUGAAUGCAGAAUUAGAAGCAAAAACAGAAAAACUGGUGCGUCAGGCUGAAGAAGUAAUGAAAAGCCAACAGGAGAUACUAUCUAGGCCAGUUUCAGUACAGGCUAAGUCACCUGAAGACAACAGACAGAGAGAUCUACUCAGUCCUGAAGUAUCAUCUCUCACACACUCAAAUGCCAAGCUAGCAAACAAGAAGAAAUGUGCUUCCACGCCCACAGCUCAGAACAGACCGUACUCUGGAAGUAAGGGAAAAAGAACAACUUCAAGUUCAAAAAUAAGAAACCUGGAAGUACAAAGUGCUGGUGAUGUUGCAGUACUGGAAGAUUGCAUAGAUUUUUCUUUAGCAAGAACAAUAAGCAAAAUUGAAGAAAAACUAGAGAGAGGAGGCUUACCAGGUUGUCUAGAUGAUGAUACUAUUCCAGGCAUUGGAAAUGAAAUUGGAGCAGAAGCUCAGAUCAGACUUCUUCAGGUACAGUUACGUGUUACACAGGAAAAGCUGGAUAGCGUAGUGUGUGAAUGCAAGAAAAAGGAUGAUGAAAAUCAGAAUUUAAAAUCUCGGCUUAAAGAUACUGAAGAAGAAACCAGCAGACUGCAACGAACAAUCAGCAUGCAACAUUCUCAGACUGAGAAGUACAAAAUGUUGUCACAAGAAGCAAACAAAAAAAGUGAAGGGUUACAACAAGAGGUCAUUGCACUAGAAAAGGAAUUGGAGAAUCUAAAGCGUGUACAAAAGCAGGCUGCGAGCAGUCAGAGUGCAACAGAGGUUCGCUUAAACAGGGCCCUGGAAGAAGCAGAAAGGUAUAAAGUGGAGCUGAAUAAACUGAAGCAAAGCACCAAGAAUGUAGCUAACCAGGAACUCAAAACAAUUGAAGAAUUAAAAACAGAAAACAAGAAACUGCAGAAACAAAAAGGAGAGCUAAUGAUGGGUUUUAGAAAACAGUUAAAGUUAAUUGAUAUUUUAAAGAGACAAAAGAUGCACAUUGAAGCUGCUAAGAUGCUUUCUUUUACUGAAGAGGAAUUCAUGAAAGCUCUUGAGUGGGGAAAUUAUUGAUUGCAUAAAAAAACCAACUUUAUUUGAAAUACCAAGUCAGAUGGUACAUUAUUUUGGCACUGUGUAUGAAUGCUUGUUAAUAACAACAGUUAAUAACUGUAUAGCCCUGUGAACUGAUUUUGUUAAUUUUGCUUAUGUUUAAAUCGUUUAACUUUUAUAACCCUGAUGAUAGCUUGUGUUGUAAUAUUGUAUGAAAUACAAAUUUCUGCUGAAGUUCCAGGGCAAACUUUCCAUUCUGUAAUGAGCGGAGAAGCACGGACCAUGCAAGGAAUAUUCUAACAGGUGAACUUUGUUACCAGUUUGCUCUGUUUUAGCAUUUAGAAAUGUAACUGAUCUAAGGUAAUAUUCAGUCCAAAGAAGUCAGGGUUUGGUCUCAGAAAAUUCCUUGUUGCAACAGAAUAAAUGAACCAGUGAUCCAGCAGGGAAGAAAAUGCCAGGUCCUUUUUAAAACACGUGGUUGGAAAAUUGGCCUUGUUGUUCUCUAUAACAGAUCUCCCCUCAAAGCUGGGAGCUUAAAUUAGACACCAGACCAACAACAGCUCUUUGAGAGAAAUGCUCAUCACUUUUUUUAGCUGUUACAUCUUACACCCUUGGAGGGCAAUACAUAAGACUUGCCCCUGGCUCUCCAGCUAGGCUCCACCAUCCGAUACCAUGGCAUUGUUUAAAACAGCUGCUUUUGUCAAGGUGAAAAUAUGAAAUCUUUCUCUGGCCCUCAGCUGCUGCUUUGGGAUACAGGCAGGAGCGAUGGCUCCACAUGCACAGGUGCUCUACAAGCACGACAUCCUUAAAGAUUUUAUGUCAUCUUUAUAAUCAAGAACUAGAUAAAAGUUUGAGUGUAGACGAGCUGAGCACAUCACAUGUACGUUAAUGAACAGGAGCAAUAAAGGUCUGUGCUGCUUGCGCAAACCUCUGUCAACCCCCAGCUGUUUCAGUGGAUUCCUCCCUUGAAGUAGUGGAGUAGGAACACAGCACAUAAACAGGGAGUUUAUGCACAGAAAGAAAGGUAUGAACAGUGAUUCUGACCUCAAAAUGGAAAAAUGUCUCUGCUUCAAUCCUGCUAGCAAAGCAACAUGAACUAACAGUGAAACGAGUAACUCGGAGUUACCCCUCUGAGAUGAGAGAAGCUCCAUUUACACUAGAGUUGUAGUAGUGUAAUGCCAGCGCAGAUAAAUCUGUCCAUAACAACCAGUAAUAGUGCACUAAGGGAAUCUUAUCGUC
Egretta garzetta (little egret) is the source of this 2511-nucleotide messenger RNA. RefSeq names its product testis expressed 9 (gene TEX9). The coding region runs from base 1 to 1293 and encodes 430 amino acids. NCBI's taxonomy places the organism in Eukaryota, Metazoa, Chordata, Aves, Pelecaniformes, Ardeidae. The record is from RefSeq and is a predicted model, not a curated record. The transcript is spliced from 12 exons.